UUUGGAGUAUUUGAUAGACAAGCAAUCCAAAGAGGUUUUAAGGUAUAUAGAGAGGUUUGCUCUACUUGUCAUUCGGUAAAUAGAAUGUCUUUUAGAAAUCUGAUGGAAGUCGGCUUUUCUAAAGAGGAAGCUGACUCAGUAGCAUCAGAUUAUACCGUUGAAGAUGAGCCUGACGAUUCAGGUUCUAUGUUUCAGAGGCCAGCCAAGAUUUUUGAUCAUAUACCAGGCCCUUUUGCAAAUGAAAAAGCUGCAAGAGCGGCGAAUAAUGGUGCAUAUCCACCAGAUUUAUCGCUGAUUAUUAAGGCAAGGGAAGGGGGUGCUGAUUAUGUUUAUUCCAUACUGACUGGGUAUAAAAAAGAUGUUCCACCUUCGAUUACACUCGGAGAAGGUAUGCAUUAUAAUCCAUACUUUCAGUCAGGACAGAUCGCGAUGCCACCUCCGCUUUUAUCUGAUGGACAAGUUGACUAUACAGAUGGAACAAAUCCAACAGUUGACCAGAUGGCCAAGGAUGUCGUAAAUUUUUUGCAGUGGCUUGCUGAGCCUGAGAUGGAACAGCGCAAGUCGCUUGGUGUCAGA
This is a messenger RNA of Trachymyrmex cornetzi, 576 nucleotides long. RefSeq names its product cytochrome c1, heme protein, mitochondrial. Gene Ontology annotation, cellular component: respiratory chain complex III. The transcript has a single exon. Lineage: Eukaryota; Metazoa; Arthropoda; Insecta; Hymenoptera; Formicidae. Gene Ontology annotation, biological process: mitochondrial electron transport, ubiquinol to cytochrome c. Gene Ontology annotation, molecular function: heme binding; electron transfer activity. The record is from RefSeq and is a predicted model, not a curated record. The annotation marks the transcript as partial.